This is a messenger RNA of Drosophila subpulchrella, 615 nucleotides long. RefSeq lists its product as uncharacterized. The transcript has 2 exons. NCBI's taxonomy places the organism in Eukaryota, Metazoa, Arthropoda, Insecta, Diptera, Drosophilidae. The record is from RefSeq and is a predicted model, not a curated record. Bases 87 to 506 code for a protein of 139 amino acids.
CCGCCUCCGCCCACAGUGAGCACUCCGAUAAGCCGCCCGCAUGGUACAGCACAUGUGAGUGAAUAUUUAUAUAUAUAUAGUCGUAUAUGACUGAUUGUCUGCCGAGGCCCAAGACGUCGGUCGUCGUAAACAGCUUAUCAGGUCGGCGAGGCGAUGUGGUUACCCGUCGAAACCGCUGGAACGGCAACCAGAUCGAGAACCUGUCACAGACAGGGGCCGAGACACCGGCGGCAACAUGCAAUAAUCACCCGGUUGGGCAAAGUACACCGGCCGACCGACGUCAUCGUGGAACGCUGACGCAACGACCUUGUCGAACGGCCCACCUCCCGUCGAUCCCACGACCCACCCACCUUGAUGACGCCAGCCCAAUGUCCAACCUGCCGCCGGAUGUUGGACGACUUAGCUUUUCUUCGGAAUCUUGGAAUCCCACUGAGCAAUGCAGUGAUUUGGAUGGAAUGCAAAGCGGAACUGGCUGGGAUUACGAUUGGAUUUUAAUACGGAACUAAGGUGGGCUUACAAUAUUAUUUACCCAAAUCAAAAUGCCUAGACUAUUUAUGAACACUUUAAUGUAUACUAUUUUAUUCAAAGAUAUUAAAUUUUUAGUAAACCACCUGU